AUGGAGAAAACCCUCCUCGAUGCAAUAAGUCAGAUAACCAAUCGAGACGAACAGUUGCAAAGCGGCAAAGCGAGUGCGGAAAAGAGGCGGUGCAGCAGCGAAGAUGAGCCAGGACCGAGUUAUUGCAAAAUACAGGUACUCUCGGACGAAGAAUACAUGCAAAGAUUAAUCGAAGAAAACAGAGACUGCCAAGAGGACCAAGAAAAAAGCGUACAAACCAAGCAAGAACAACAAGACACAAGAAGAGAAGAACGACGUCAACGAGAAGAGGAAGAACGGCGAAGACAAGAAGAGGAAAGACGACGCAGACAAGAAGAGGAAGAACGCCAGCGAUACAUCAGAGAGCUGGAAACCGAACUUGAUGAGCUAUAUAGGGGACGUUAUCUACUCCCGCACAGAAAAAUUGGGGACGGCGAAGGAACUGAUGUCACAUGCUCCUUUUGCGGACGCUUCGGUAGACACUUUUCAGACUCGUGUACGGACAUCGUCAGAGGUAAAGAGCGUCUCGACUUCAUCCUGAGGAGAAAGAUGUGCAGACACUGCUUGGGUGCCCAUGAAUCCAAGUACUGCAGAGCAGACGAGAAAAGUUGUUGGUAUUGUGACAUCGUGAGAAAUACGGCUCUCAGAUUCCUCAUCGAAAAUGACGGACACCACAGGGCGCUAUGCAAAAUCCCCGACUCAAGAGAUCGAAUCUCAGAAAGGAUCAGGACCGUAAGGGAUCAGAUACAUGAAGCCACACACGGUCAAUAG
Molecule: messenger RNA, 750 nt
Organism: Ostertagia ostertagi
Lineage: Eukaryota; Metazoa; Nematoda; Chromadorea; Rhabditida; Trichostrongylidae
Source: the annotation of a GenBank genome assembly